AUGUGACAUUUGUCAAUUUAUUUUGUCAUUUGCCUGGGUGUGUUGAGUUGUGGAUUUCAGAAAUACUUUAUAACUGUUUUCAAUAUUUAUUAAAAGACUAUUUAACUGUUCGCUAUGAGUAACUUAGAAGAAAAUGGAAAAAACCCGCCGAUAAGUGAUUUAAAUGGCAGCAUAAACAGUGAAAAACCACGCAAAGAUUGGGUAAAAUUUGAAGAAGAUUCGUCUCUAUCUUCGGUGCCUCUGUCGGAGAUAUCACCACAAGCGGCUGCUGCUAUUGUACCCAGCACAUCCGAGUCCACAACUUCGGCACAUCCAGCAGUAUUGAAGACUGAAUCGGUGCAUGUAAACUUAGAGCGCGGUGACAAAUCUGUGGAAGUCGCGCCUCAACCAACGUUAACUAAAAAUGUUGAAUUUGUUAACAUACGUACGGGUUUUUCGAAUGGGGACAUCAUAGUAACGAUACUUCCAUCAAAUACCAAGUGGCCAUGGGUUACAGCAGCACGCUUCAGACCCGAAUUAGUUCCUGAAGAACUCAUGGCUCAAGGACUUACUCUUACUGUUGAAGAAUAUGUCCAUGCCAUGGAAUUACUUGUAAAUGAUGCCCGCUUCACUCUGUACAAUAUCUGCUACAAGCGUGUUCUUGUUUGUUGGAUAACACUUGCAUUUCUGGUGCUCCUAGCUCUACUCUUUUCUGGAUUGACAGGUCUCUUACUCUUUUCCCUCGGUGUCUUAUGGCUAGUACUUAAUGCUGCUGCUAUAUUCCUUUGUAUGUGGAUAAAAUUAACUCUUUCAAAGGGCCUGGAGCAAUGUCUGGCAAGUGUGAAUAAGUUGCUAAAUAAACAUAAAUUGAUAUUGGCCUUGGAUGAUCGAGGAAAGAUAUCUUGCCAUAAAGUUAAUCUUUGUUUCAUUUACUUUGAUUCUGGUCCAUGUGUGGCUCAUAUUCAGCAGUUUAUUGAGAGUGAAGAGGGCAAAACUAUAAUGCAAGGCUGGGAACACAGACUUGAUGUGUCGGCAAAUGAUAUCGUCAUUCAAGGAAGUCAGUCAACUAGGUUGUCUCGGAAACAGGAAAGAGGUGCGCUUCUUUAUUUGCGGUACGUGGGGCGAUGGGGCGCCAUGGCUGUCAAAAACAGACUUAAUCUCAGCAGCACCGUGCCCGGCCGCCAUGGUGAGAAAUACGUCUGCCCUUGCCAGUUCGUAGAGGAGCACCUUAAAUGCAAGCCACCGGCUGGCAUUGCAAAGUUUUUCAUGUUACCGAAUCAGAAUGUUCAACUGUUUUAAAAGUGUUGUUGUAUUAUUGAAUCCGUCCAAUGUAUGUUGUAUAUAACAUAUCAGCAUAUCACAUAGGUUAAGAAAACUUUUAUGAAUAUAAUUGUUAUAGCCGUUAUAGGUAUCAAUAAGUUAUUAUGUGCCCUUAUCUAUUUAAUAUUUAUUGACCCGAAAUGUUGAACGUCCCUAACCAUUAAUUUAAGCUCUAACGGGUUAUAUAUUAUACAUAUUUAAUAGUUAUAUUUAUGGAUAGAUAUUGGUAUUUAUGGACAGUAUUACCAUAUAAUAAUGACUGAUCUCUGUGAAAAGAUGUGUUGCUCCUAAAUACAUUUCACGGGGUACCUUUAGGUAGGUACUGCAAGGUUUCAGUCCCAUAUGUUUUGUAAUGAAUUGGACCUCUCUGUCUCUCUGACAUAUUGCCUUUAAUUAAUCUCUUUACCGUGUAAUACUGAUACAUUACCUGCUGUUCACUUCUUCAAUGAGUAUGAUUUCAUACUUUAUUUAAAUGCUAUUGGUACAUUGUUUAUGGUGUUCAAACUGUCCCACCAUACUUAUUUAUACAUAGUAUUCUUAACUCAUAUGUAGAAACGCACAAGUUAAUAAUUACUAUUAUAAAUAGAUCUCUAAGCAAAAAACGUAAAUAUUUUACUUUUAUUUAUACAUAUGUCAACAAAUUGCAAUAUGUACCUCUAAAAACCAUAUGAAUAAUAUCUUUAUUUUAUGAUUUGUUAACCCUGAAAAUAGUAAAAAUGUAUAUGAAAUGUACGUAAAUGCGAAUUUGUUCGCCGCUUUCACUAUUAAGAAGUGGAGACGACAAAAGAAAAUUUUAUAAGCGUAUUAAUACGUAAUUAUUAAAAACCCCUUGUAAAUAUUAAUAGGUUUGGUAUCGAAUAUUUAUGCAUUUGUGGCCAUAAUUAUCUAAAAGCCAUUGUAUAUAAUAUAAUAUACUGUUUAACUAAACUUCAUUAAGAAAAAACCACUCUAGGUGGAAUAGUGUAAGAUACCCCAUAUUAUGGAUUUAAUUUUUUUGAAUAAUAUUAGGGAGAGUUUCAUAUUCAGCAAAACAUUGGUGGCAAGUAUGUGGACAUAGGUCUUCAAAACUAAAGUAGGUAACCCAAACAAAUCAUAUUUGUUUCGCUUAAUGCAGCUCUAAGCGUGUAUAUUUCAAAUAUAACGUAUAUUGUAAAACAAAGCUGCUCUGUACGGUUUUUUAAGCAUAAAUAUGCAUUAAUUAUUUCUUUAUAACUAUCUAAUGUCGGAUAUUUUGUUAUGGUAUUUUAUCGGUAUUAUUAUUCUAUAAACUCUGUGUUAGAUUAAGGCCGUUCCAUCGGUUUGCCGCUGUCACUGUCACAUUUCGCAAGAAAGAACGGGAAAGAUCAUGCGCGUCAAGUGUCAAUUUUGAUCGAUUUUUUCCACGUCUACGAAUAUUAACGCCUCCUAGAAAAACUUGAUCAUAUAAGGAGAUUUUUCGCCUUCUGGCUCAGGGAACCGCCUUAAGUUGAGAUUGAACAUAAAUUACAUAUAGUGGUAAUACUUUUUCACCUCAGCAGCUCGAACAGGCCUACUUUCGUCACUCCCUGGAGUGAGGAAAGUGCGACUUUCCUCACUCCAGGGAGUAUAACAAUGUAGCUUUUUAAUUUAGUGAAGGCCAUGAACUUCAUACUUUUAUUACAUUUUUUUUAUGGUAUGGUAUGGUUUGGUAUGGUAUGGUAUCGUAUCGUAUCGUAUCGUAUGGUACAUAUUAUAAUACUUUUUUUUCUGUUUCUUCUGUGUAAUUCGAAAUACAUUUUAACCUUUAAUAUGUUCUCACUACUGAGGUGAAAAAUUAUGUGUGCAACACGAGAGCAAAGUUAUUUUACAUCUCGUGUUUUUGAGUCCCUCGCUACGCUCAAGAUUCUACCUUAGAAUCUUUCGCUUUCUCGGGACUCAAAAUAAACACUCGCAAGAAAAACCAACUUUCCUCUCUUGUUGCACAAAUAACUAUUGUAACCCCGUAUAAAGUAAGUAGUUAGUUGUAUUGUAAGUAAUACAUAUUUCUACGCCGAUAGAGGCAGAAUAUGACGCACUUAUUGUAAUUUGACCAUCUUUGUACCAUAUUCUAUGAAAUAAACAUUUGUAUUUGUAAAACGGGUAAAAAAUAUGUUUUUGCGAUAACGGGAGAAGUUAUUCACUCAUUAUUCGUGAACACCUAUAGUAUCUAUAGAAUUCAUUCAUGGUUAGGUAUUCUAAUAAAUACACAUACCUACUUUAGACGAGUGUAUAAAAAAAUCUCGAAAAAACUUAACUUUUUUUGGUUCGGUAGUUAAGGGUUCCAAUUAACCCUCCGCUGAAUGACCGGCCGCCUGUAUGUCUGUAACCCGGGCUAUAUUGCUUGUAAUGUGUUAGGGUCGUCAGGGCAAAUAUGGCUGCGUCACUUUCUCUUAAAAAAAAAAAAAGAUGCAACAUGAAUAUUUCGGAGUAAAUUUUUUCGUAAUUGUAUGAAGGUAGGUACGGAAACCUCCAUUUUGCGUGAUUCAACGUGCACUUGGCCGGCUUUUUAAAUUAACUAUAGCUACUUACACAGUAAAACUCGAUUAAUUUAUUAGUUUUAUUACAUUUUAUUUUUUAUUGAUUUUUUUUCGACUGAAUUUAGAUCACAAUCUAAUGCAGCUAGUCAGUGAUUUUUUUCUCUUAAAAAUAUUAGCCAAAUCUCAUAAAUGUUGUUUUAAAAUUUUAGCUAAGAAAAAAGUAAUAUAUUUUGAGCUGGAUUGUUUUUUAAACAUAAAUACUUUACAUAAUUAUUCACGAUGAAUUUAUUGUUAAAAUAUAUACCUACAGUACGUGUUACCUUUACUAAUAACAAGGUGUUUUUAUAAGAAUAUAAUAAAUACUAUGUAUCUUUAUAUAAAUAAAUUACAUUUUAUAUUUUAAUGUCUAUAAAUUAUUACAGUCGUAGUAGCAAUAAUACAAUGUUUGGUGCAAAAUUGUUAGUUGUGGAAUAUUAUAUUUAAAAUUGCAGUUAAAUUCAAUGAUAGAGAUAACUGACCCCCCUCCCCCCCUGCAUAGAAAUUCGUUAGCAGGGGGGUCAGUUAUCCCUGCAGGUUACUGUACCUACAUUGUAGUUUUCUACUUAGCUCCAGCGUGAAAGUGGUGUGUCUAUAUUAAUGUAAUAUAAAAAUAUCUGCUCAUAUUUAGUAUGUGAAUGGAUGUUUGAAUAAGUCUUAAUACAUUCCGUCCAAAUUUGUAAAAGUACUUAAAAUGUUAGAAUUAAGCAAUAAAAUUCCUUAUACACCUAUAUUUAUGUAACUUUUAAAGAAAUACAUAAUACUUUUUACUAUUUAA
This is a messenger RNA of Cydia strobilella, 4587 nucleotides long. RefSeq lists its product as uncharacterized. NCBI's taxonomy places the organism in Eukaryota, Metazoa, Arthropoda, Insecta, Lepidoptera, Tortricidae. The transcript has 4 exons. The record is from RefSeq and is a predicted model, not a curated record. The coding region runs from base 115 to 1278 and encodes 387 amino acids.